AUGAGAGGGCGGAAGACUUCAGACGAAAGCAUCUCUGAUAUUCCAGAUUAUCAGCAGGAAGAGGUAAGCAUUGUGGAAGAUACAAGCGACGUUGACGAGCAAACCACCACAAUACGCGAGAUAAGAGUAAGGGGUGCAGGAUAUCAAUGGGGAGAGGCGUAUAAUAUUUCAAAACCAGCAAACGAACUGAAUGAAAAUGCCGCGAAGGCCAGGAGAAGCAGCAUCGAUAAAACGAAAGAAAACAUCAGGAAGGAAAGUAUUGGGGAGAACGAGGAGAAAGAGGAAACAUCAAUAGAAAUAAGCGACUAUGAUUUUGGAGACGAAUACGAGGAAAGCGAGUACGAGUACGAUAUAUCCAUAUCGACAGAUAAUGAGGAAGAAUGCGAAAGAAAUCGAAAGGAAGAAGGAAGACAACUAGAGACAACAAAUCAAGAGAGAACAGAGAAUGAAAACGGACCACACGAAAAGAACACAAGACAGGAGGUGAAGGAGGAGGAGGUGGACAAGGACAAGAAGGAGACAGAGCAGGAGCAGGUGAAGGAGGCAUCAAGCAUGAGGGGGACGGGGCAUAAAGACGAAGAUACAUCCGCCAGCGUAGCACCCGUCUACGUCUACGCCACCUCAGCCGCUCCAGGCGCAACAGCCGGCGCAGAAACUUUGCCAGACCAGUCAAACAUCGACAGGCCCAUCACAGAGCCACAGCUGCCGCCGACGCCGCCGCCGUCGCUGUUGCUGCCACCACAAGCUCCCAAUAUCGCCGACUUACAGUCAGACGAGGAAGCAGUGGACAGGCUGGAGUCUAUCCAAAGCACUCAUGAACUUGCAAAUGAAGCUUCCUCCGGAGACAAACAGAGUGAGGAGCAGGAGAAGGCGGACGUGCCUGCGUCCGGAAGACAGUCAAAACUACUGGAUGCCGUCCAUGUGGAUGAUAAAACUGAUACCGACGACGUCCCAGUUGCUGUCACACCUAUGAGCAAAGGGGAGACGCCGCCUCUGAUGACAGAGGACGGAGAGCCUGAGCGGGCGGUGUAUAUUCCAAGCAUGAGUGCAGGGGAUCAAGAUGCAGCUACCAAAGUCGACGCCAAUUCAGCUGCUGGAAUCUCAACCGCCGCCGCCUCAGAUGUCACGGUGACAGUCGAGCAGAACAUCGACCGGUCGAUCGCCGUGCCAGAGUUGCCGAGGCUUCUGCCGCCACCAAAAUAUUCCAGGAUAGCCGACUUACACUCAGACGAGGAAGCAGUGGACAGGCUGGAGCCUAUCCAAAGCAUUCAUGACCUUGGAACUGAAGAGUUCCCUGGAGACAGACUGAGUGAGGCGCAGGAGGAGGUGGAUGUGCCUGCGUCUAGAAGACAGUCAAAACCACUGGAUGACCAGCAGGGUGAUGAGCAAGCGGAUACCGGCCACGUUCCAGAUGCAAUCAUGCCCAUAAGCGUAGAGAAGUUGCCGCCUCUGGAGACGAAGGAGGGUGUACAGGAGCUGACAACGGACACUCCAAGCAUGAGAGUGGCGGAUGAAGAUGCAGCUGCCACAUUUGCCCCCGACAUUCCUGCCGCCGCUUCCGUCGUUUCAGCCGCUCCAGACACAACCACCCCCGAGCACGGCACGGUGGCGGACGAGUCGAACAUCAGCAUGUCGAUCAUCGAGCCACAACUGCCGCCACAUGUUCCCGUUACCGCCGACCUACACUCAGACGAGGAAGCAAUAAACAGGCUAGAGCCUAUCCAAAACAUGCAUGGACUUUCAGCUGACGAGCCCCCUUCAUACAAACUGAGUGAGGAGCAGGAGGAGGUGGACGUGUCUGUGUCAAAACCGCUGGAUGACAAGCACCACGAGGCUGAGCAAGCGGAUACCGGCUACGUUCCAGAUGCAAUUCUACCUAUGAGCAUAGAAGAGUCGCUGCCGCUAGAAGAGGAGGAGGAGGAGGAGGAGGAGGAGGAGGAGAAGCGCCAGCAGAAACAUGCGGAGGAGACUCCCAGUAUGAGGGAAGAGGGUAGAGAUGCGACCGUCACAUCUGCUCACGCCACCACGCUUACCCCUGCCCCCGCCGCCGUCGUCGACGCCGCAGCCUCAGCUGCAUUAGCCGCAGAUGCCACGGUGACGGACGAGUCAAACAUUGACAGAUCGAUCAUCGAGCCUCAGCUGCCGUCGCCGACGCCGACGCCGACGCCGCUGCCGCUGUUGCUGCCACCACCACAAGCUCCCUAUAUCGCCGACAUACAUUCAGACGAGGAGGUAGUCGACAGGCUGGAGCCUGUCCAAAGUAUACAUGACCUUGAAAGUGGAGGGCCCCCUUCAGACAGACUGAGUGAGGAGCAGACGAAGGUGGAUGUGCCUGCGUCCAGAAGACAGUCGCAACCACUGGAUGACCACCACGAGGCUGAGCAAACAGAUAACGGUCAAGUCCCAGAUGCAAUCAUUCCUAUGAGUAUCGAUGAGCCGCCGCUUCUAGAGACGAGGGAGGGUGCGCAGAAGCAGGCGGAUGCGACUCCAAGCAUGAGAGUGGAGGAGGAAGACGCUGCUGCCAACUAUGUAGCAGCAUCCGCAGCCGCAGCCACGUUAAGUGACGAGUCACACAUCGAAGGAUCGAUGCCGGUGGCACAGAUGCCCCUGCGGCAGCCGCCGCCGCCACAAGCACCAUCUCCCACCGAUGUACACUUAGACGAGGAGUCUAUCCAAAGCAUUCGUGUCCUUGUAAACGAAGAGCUCCCUAGAGUCAGACUGAGGGACCAGCAGGCGACGGCGGACAUGCCUGCGUCCAGAAGACAGUCGAAAUCGCGGGAUCACCAUCACGUUGAUGAGCAAGCUGAUACCGACUACGUUCCAGAUGCUAUCAUGCCCGUGAGCAUAGAGGAGUUGCCGCCACUGCAGACGGAGGAGAGUAAACAGGAGCAGACAAAGGAGACUCCAGGCAGGAUAGUGGAUGAUGAAGAUACAGCAGCCACAACUGUCCCCGGCAUUCCUGCCGCCGCCUCCGCCGUUUCAGCCUCUCUAGUCUCUACCACACCCGAAGAUGUCACAGUGACGGACCAGUCGAAUAUCAACGUGUCGAUCAUCGAGCCACAGCUGCCGCCAUAUGUUCCCGCUACCGCCGACCUACACUCAGACCAGGAAGCAGUGGACAGGCUGGAGCCUAUUCAAACCAGGCAUGGACCUGCAGUUGACGAGCCCCCUUCAAACAGACUGAGUUGGGAACAGGAAGAGGCGGACAUGCUUGCAUCCAGAAGACAGUCAAAACCACCGGAUUACCACCAUGAGUCUGAACAAGCGGAUACUGGCCACGUCCCAGAUGUUAUCAUACCUAUAAGAAUAGAGGAGUCGAUGGCUCUAGAGGGGGAGGAGGAGAAGCGCGAGCAGAAGCAGGCGGAGGAGAUUCCAAGCAUGAGAGAGGAGGAUAGAGAUGCAGUAGUCAGAUCUGCCCCCGCCACCACGCUUGCCCCCGUCCCCACCGCCGCCGUCGACGCCGCAGCCUCAGCCGCAUUAUUCGCAGAUGCCACGGUGACGGAUGAGUCAAACAUCGACAGGUCGAUCAUCGAGCCACAGCUGCAGCCACAUGUUCCCGCUACCGCGGACCUACAUUCAGAGGAGGAAGCCUUGGACAGUCUGGAGUCUAUCCAAAACAGGCAUGGACUUGCAGCUGACGAGACCCCUUCAGACAGACUGAGUUGGGAGCAGGAAAAGGUGGACAUGCCUGCGUUCAGAAGACAGUCAAAACCACCGGAUUACCACCAUGAGUCUGAACAAGCGGAUACUGGCCACGUCCCAGAUGUUAUCAUACCUAUAAGAAUAGAGGAGUCGAUGGCUCUAGAGGGGGAGGAGGAGAAGCGCGAGCAGAAGCAGGCGGAGGAGAUUCCAAGCAUGAGAGAAGAGGAUAGAGAUGCAGUAGUCAGAUCUGCCCCCGCCACCACGCUUGCCCCCGUCCCCACCGCCGCCGUCGACGCCGCAGCCUCAGCCGCAUUAGUCGCAGAUGCCACGGUGACGGAUGAGUCAAACAUCGACAGGUCGAUCACCGAGCCACUGCUGCCGCCGCCGCCGCCGCCGCCGCCGAAGCCGCUGUUGCUGCCACCACCACAAACACCCAAUAUCGCCGAAUUAAAUUCAGACGGGGAAGCAGUGGACAGGCUGGAGUCUAUCCAAAGCAUUCAUGAUUUUGCAAAGGAAGCUCCCUCCGGGGACAGACUGAGUGAGGAGCUGACGAAUGUGGAUGUGCCUGCGUCCGGAAUACAGUCAAAACUACUGGAUGACCACCAUGUGGAUGAUAAAUCUGAUACCGGUCACGUCCGAGCUGCUGCCACACCGAUGAGCAAAGGGGAGUCGCCGCCUCUGGAGACGGAGGAGGGUGAGCAGGAGCAGGCGAAUGCGACUCUAAGCAUGAAGGCGGAGGGGGAAGAUGCAGCUGCCACAUCUGCCCCCGGCAUUUUUGCAGCUGCCGUCUCCACCGUUUCAGCCGCUCCAGUCUCAACCACCUCCGCAGAUGCCACGGCAACGGACGAGCCAAAAAUCGACAUGUCGGUCACCGAGCCACAGCUGCCGCCACAUGUUCCCGCCACCGCCGACCUACACUCAGACGAGGAAGCAAUGGACAGGCUGGAGCCUACCCAAAACCUGCACGGACUUUUAGCUGACGAGCCCCCUUUAGACAGACUGGAUGAGAAUCAGGCGACGGCGGAUAUGCCUGCGUCCAGAAGGCAGUCAAAACCACUGGAUGACCAGCAGGACAAUGAGCAAGCAGAUACCGGCCACGUUCCAGAUGCUAUCAUGCCCAUGAGCAUAGAGGAGUCGCUACCCCUAGAGCAGGAGGAUGAGGAGAAGAAUCGCGAGCAGAAGCCGGUGGAGGAGACUCCAAGUAUGAGGGAAGAGGAGAGAGAUUCAGUCGCCAGAUCUGCUCCCGCCCCCACGCUUGACCCCCCCGCCACCGCUGCCCCAGCCGCAUCAGUCGCAGAUGCCACGGUGACGGACCAGUCAAACAUCGACAAAUCGAUCACCGAGCCACACCUGCCGCUGCAUGUUCCCGCUACCGCCGACCUACACUCAGACGAGGAGGCAGUGGACAUGCUGGAGUCUAUCCAAAGCAUUCAUGACCUUGCAACUGAAGGAGCCCCUGGAUACAGACUGAGUGGGGAGCAGGAGAAGGCGGACAUGCCAACGUCCAGAAGACAGUCUAAACCGCUGGAUGACAGCCAGCAGGAGCAUGAACAACCGGAUAAUGGCCACGUCCCAGGUUCUGGCAGACCCAUGUCCAUCGUUGUGUCCUUGUGUCUUCGCAGUUCUAUGAAUGAUUCUUCCGAAUAA
Molecule: messenger RNA, 5289 nt
Organism: Spirometra erinaceieuropaei
Lineage: Eukaryota; Metazoa; Platyhelminthes; Cestoda; Diphyllobothriidea; Diphyllobothriidae
Source: the annotation of a GenBank genome assembly